CAACCUCCUUGUCCCGUAGAAUCAUUGGUUCCUCAUCCCUUGCUGAAAAUCUCUACAAAUCGGUAAGCUCUUAUUCCUCCCAACUCCCAAAUCUAUUCCAUACAAUCAGUGGAAGAUGUCAUUGCUCAUUCUUGUAACCAGAGUUGAGGUUAGAUGCUGCCAAUUCGAUCGCUGUGGAAGAAUAAGAGGAUUAGAAGUGGAAUCGUUGUUGAUUUCUUGUUGAAUUCCUUCUUCGCUCACUGUAGUCAUAAAGUGAGAUGCAUGAGCACAGUGAUGAGCUUCGGUGACGGAAGCCAAGGGGCAUUGGGCUUGCCAACUUCAGAGAUGGGCCUUGGAUGCGAUGCCUAUGAACCCACCCUCGUACCUGGCCUCCCCUUUGGCAUUACCAGUGUCAUUGCUGGCCAUUAUCAUUCCCUUGCUCUAGAUUCUCACGGCCAACUUUGGGUGUGGGGACGUAACAAUGAGGGCCAGCUUGGUCGUGACCCCCUUGCCUCCAGAGAUACAUGGAAUGAACCAAAGAGAGUGGAAGGAUUGGAAAAGGUGAAUGUUUGUAAGGCGUGUGCAUCUGGUGUUAUAUCUGCAGCCAUCGGUGAUGAUGGGUCUGUCUGGGUUUGGGGGAAGUCCAAUCGAGGGCAGCUUGGCCUGGGAAAAGACAUAACAGAGGCUGUUACACCCAGUAAAAUUGAAGCAUUUUCAGGAGAAAAGAUUGUCAAGGUUUCAUUUGGUUGGGGGCAUGCUCUUGCUGAGACUGAGGAUGGAAAGUUGUUUGGGUGGGGUUAUUUUGCUGAUGGUAGGAUAGGAAAGGUUGGCGAUGUUUUGGGGGCAUCUCCACUUGAUUCAUAUGGAACUGUGCAAAGGAACAGCCAAGAGCUCUCAAGUUUAGUACAAGAUGUCACCGAGAAGCUUGUUUUAGAAAGAAUGGAGAAGGAGAAAUACAUGCCAAUUGUUUGGGAACCUCGUUUAGUUGAAGAAGGGAAAGGUGUUGAUAUCAUAGACAUUGCUUGUGGGCUUGAUCAUUCAUUGGUUCUUUGUGGUGAUGGCACUCUGUUAAGCUGUGGAAGCAAUGUGUAUGGCCAACUGGGCAGAGUAAGACAAGAUUUGGGAAUGUCACCAGUUGAUAUAGGCUUCCAUCCCAUUUCUAUAGCAUCAGGUCUUGGCCAUUCUUUGGCUAUUUGCCAGGUUUCAUCAUCAGAUGAUGGAGGAGGGAAAGGCAUCGUUACAUGGGGUUGGAACCAGAGUUCACAGUUAGGAAGGGCAGGACCGGAGAAUCUCCCUCUGGUGGUUGAGGGGUUGGCAGGGGAAACCCCCAUUUCCGUGUCAGGGGGGCGAGCACAUUCAAUUGCUCUGACAUCAAAAGGAGAGGUCUGGGUUUGGGGCUGUGGUAAGAAUGGCAGGCUUGGGUUGGGAAGCUCCAAUGAUGAAGUUGAACCAAUUCUGAUUGAUAGUUUAGAAGGGGUGGAAGUUUUACAAGCAGUAUCUGGCUUUGAUCACAAUCUAAUCCUGACAGCUGUGUGACUUAAACAGAGGGGCAAUGUGCUUUAAAGUAUCUCUCUUUUGGCUUUCCUGAUUGUUAUAUUUCGAAAUACACAUUUUUUGGAGUCGUGGUCCAAGGAGGAUCAUUCAAAACUUCAGACUUAGUGGCUUUGGCCUAAUGCUGCUUUUCAUGGCUUUCUUGAGGAUUGAAGAUCGCAGUAGCUAAGUCAAGAUCCCUUUUCCCUUUCCGGAUCUAAAUGAACCAGCCCCCAGGGUAUCCUAUAUUGUUUGUUUAAUUUGUAUUUUAGUUAGGAAAAAGUAUUAUACAGUUCGGAAGUACUAAACCGCACAACUAUAAUUAUUAGAUAACUUGUAUUUUAAUUAGGAAAAAGUAUUACACAAUUUGGAAGGGUUGAGCCGCGCAACUAUAAUU
Molecule: messenger RNA, 1906 nt
Organism: Rubroshorea leprosula
Lineage: Eukaryota; Viridiplantae; Streptophyta; Magnoliopsida; Malvales; Dipterocarpaceae
Source: the annotation of a GenBank genome assembly